Messenger RNA from Eubalaena glacialis (North Atlantic right whale), 1586 nucleotides. It is a transcript of the gene QPRT, whose product is annotated as quinolinate phosphoribosyltransferase. Gene Ontology annotation, biological process: NAD+ biosynthetic process; quinolinate catabolic process. The transcript is spliced from 4 exons. The coding region runs from base 19 to 987 and encodes 322 amino acids. Gene Ontology annotation, molecular function: nicotinate-nucleotide diphosphorylase (carboxylating) activity. The record is from RefSeq and is a predicted model, not a curated record. Lineage: Eukaryota; Metazoa; Chordata; Mammalia; Artiodactyla; Balaenidae. Gene Ontology annotation, cellular component: cytoplasm.
AGCAUUUCCAAAACCUGGAUGCAUGGGAACCGCCCCAGAAAGAUUCUGAUUCAGUUGAUCUGGAAUGGACCUGAGCAGCAGAGUUCAAAAAGCUCCCCAGGCCUGGCGCUCCUGCUGCCCCCUGCCACUCUGGCUGCCUUGGCAGAAAGCUGGCUCCAAGAGGACUGCCCAGGCCUCAACCACAUGGCCUUGGUCACGGGGGCAGCUCCCUCACAGGCGGUGCUGUGGGCCAAGUCCCCCGGGGUGCUGGCUGGGAGGCCCUUCUUUGAUGCCAUCUUUGCCCAAGUCAACUGCCAGGUCUCCUGGUUCCUCCCCGAGGGAUCAAAGCUGGUGCCUGUGGCCAAGGUGGCCGAGGUCCGGGGCCCUGCCCACUGCCUGCUGCUGGGGGAGCGGGUGGCCCUUAAUAUGCUGGCCCGCUGCAGUGGAGUUGCCAGCGCUGCCGCUGCUGCUGUGGAGACCGCCAGGGGGACCGGCUGGGCCGGGCACGUGGCAGGCACGAGGAAGACGACGCCAGGCUUCCGGCUGGUGGAGAAGUAUGGGCUCCUAGUGGGCGGGGCCGCCUCCCACCGCUACGACUUGGGAGGGCUGGUGAUGGUGAAGGACAACCACGUCAUGGCAGCUGGUGGUGUGGAAAAGGCGGUGAGGGGGGCCCGGCAGGCGGCCGACUUCUCCCUGAAGGUGGAGGUCGAGUGCAGCAGCCUGCAGGAGGCUGUGGAGGCGGCCGAGGCAGGAGCAGACCUCGUCUUGCUGGACAACUUCAGGCCUGAGGAACUGCACCCCACGGCCGCGGCGCUGAAGGCCCGGUUCCCGAACGUGGGCGUGGAGGCGAGCGGGGGCGUCACGCUGGACAGCCUCCCUCAGUUCUGUGGGCCCCAUAUCGAUGUCAUCUCUUUGGGGAUGCUGACCCAGGCUGCCCCGGCCCUCGAUUUCUCCCUCAAGCUGUUUGCCGAAGGGGCCACUCCAGUGCCCUACGCCCGCCGCUCCUAAAGCCGAGGAGGCUACACUGGCAGUGGGAUAACACGGUUUCAUGCGACUCUCACGAUUUCACUUCUUUAAGUCCAGUGGCCAACAGAACACUCUCGAGUUAGCCUGGGCUAAAGUCCCACUCUGUCACGUACUGCUUGUGGGACCUCGAAGGACUGACUUCACCUCUGCUCACCUCAGUUUCCUAAUCUGUAAAAUGGGUCUAGCCAACCUUAUGGAUUUCUUUGGAUGAUAAUUAACGCAGAGUAAGUGCUUAGUAAAUGUUAGAAAUUACUAUUAUUGGGCUUCCCUGGUGGCACAGUGGUUAAGAAUCCACCUGCCAACGCAGGGGACACAGGUUUGAGUCCUGGUCCCACAUGCCGCGGGGCAACUAAGCCCGUGCGCCACAACUACUGAGCCUGUGCUCUAGAGCCUGUGAGCCACAACUACUGAGCCCGUGUGCCAUAACUACUGAAGCCCAUGUGCCUAGAGCCCGUGCUCCACAACAAUAGAAGCCACCGCAAUUAGAAGCCUGCGCACUGCAACGAAGAGUAGCCCCCGCUCGCCGCAACUAGAGAAAGCCGCGCACAGCAACAAAGAACCAAAGUAGCCAAAAAUAGAUA